This is a messenger RNA of Lindgomyces ingoldianus, 459 nucleotides long. RefSeq lists its product as uncharacterized. The transcript has a single exon. NCBI's taxonomy places the organism in Eukaryota, Fungi, Ascomycota, Dothideomycetes, Pleosporales, Lindgomycetaceae. The coding region runs from base 1 to 459 and encodes 152 amino acids. The record is from RefSeq and is a predicted model, not a curated record.
AUGAAAUUAGAGCACCCGCCCAACAAACUUAUUCGUCCUACACCGCAAUUCACGCCUUGUCACAUGUUCUUCUAUGGCUCACUAAUGGACCCCAAGACACUUAAAAAUAUCUUAGAACUUCCCUCCACUCCCGUUCUCCAGCCUGCUUCAGUCACAGAUUUUGCGACGAAAAUGUUUGGUAUAUAUCCCACUCUGUAUCCAAAGAAGGACAGCAAGGUCACAGGAAUGGUAUGGGAGGUUACUCUCGAAUCUCAAUUCAAAAGGUUAGAAGAGUACGAGGGGUCAGCUUACACAUGGUGCGAAUGCGAUGUUGAAUGGGAUAACGGACAGGUUUUGAAAGACUGCCGGACCUUCUGCUGGGCAAGCGAUGUGGAAAGUGGAGACUUGGAAGACGGGGAUUUUGAUAUGGAGAGGUAUCGCCGACAUUUCAGGAGACCCGAUCGUUCCACCAAGGGCUGA